Messenger RNA from Diachasmimorpha longicaudata, 1529 nucleotides. Its product is annotated as retinol dehydrogenase 14. NCBI's taxonomy places the organism in Eukaryota, Metazoa, Arthropoda, Insecta, Hymenoptera, Braconidae. The transcript is spliced from 4 exons. The coding region runs from base 147 to 1145 and encodes 332 amino acids. The record is from RefSeq and is a predicted model, not a curated record.
AGAAUCAGGAAAGGGGUGGGGAUUUCAUGUACCGAAUGAGUCCCGCAAUGCCCAGUGAGGAAAGCUACCUAGAGUCACAUCGUGGUUAUCAGUGUAUGUGGUGGUUUCAACACAUGUAGAAUAUCAAUUUUCCUUCGAAUUCAAGCAUGAUUUUUGGAAUUGAAAUAACAUCGACGCUGUGCUACCUGGCAGUAGGUGCCACUAUCACUGGAGCGUUUGUUCUUCUCAUUGUUCUCCAACUCUAUAUCUACCUGACAACAGGUGUCUGUAGGAGCACGAAAAAAAUGAACGGUAAAACUGUAAUCGUAACCGGAUGCACCUCGGGUAUCGGCCUAGAAACAGCUAAGGACCUGGUGAAGAGAGGAGCUAGAGUUAUUAUGGCAUGCAGAAACGUCGAAGCGGCAUCAAAAUUGAAGGAUGAAUUCGCCAGUGAGACUGGUAACAACAAUAUUAUCGUACGGAAACUGGAUCUGUCAUCCUUGAAGUCAGUACGGGAAUUUGCUGGAGUUAUUAAUCGUGAGGAGAGACGAUUGGACGUGUUAAUUCAUAAUGCUGGUACCGCUGAGGUAUUCAGAAAGAAAUUAACGGAGGAUGGAUUGGAAGCGACGAUGGCUACUAAUCAGUACGGACCAUUUCUGCUGACCCAUCUGCUUAUAGAUUUAAUGAAGCGUUCAGCUCCCAGCAGAAUCGUCAUCGUUGCCUCAUCUCUGUACCGCUUGGCUUCACUGAAUCUUGAAAAUCUCAAUCCAACGGGCUCGUUCCCCGCGUACCUCUACUACGUAUCGAAGUACGCAAACAUCGUCUGGAGUCUCGAGCUCGCCAAGAGAUUAGAAGGUACAGGGGUCACCGUCAACUGCCUCCAUCCUGGUCUCAUCGACAGUGGGAUCUGGAAGAAUGUGCCAGCGCCAUUCUCCUGGGGAAUGCAGCUGAUCAUCAAGGGGUUCUUCAAGUCCCCAGAGCAGGGGGCCCAAACUUCUAUACAUCUUGCUGCUUCCGAUGACGUCAAUGGAGUCACUGGCAAGUACUUCUCAGACUGUUGUGAAGCCCAGUUGAUUGAUGCCGUCAAGGACCCGGCGAAGGGAAAAAAAUUCUGGGAACUCAGCGAAAAUAUCGUCAAAUUGCAACCGUCAGACCCCAAAAUAUGAAGAAUUUGGGAUUGUUCUUGUUUUUGAAAAAAUACUUGUUCCUUGUAGCUGUUAUGAGUGAUUUUUGAGUUUAUCGGCUGCGUAGUGAUGGUUUUUGAGAUCAUUGCGAGCAAAAUGUGAUAUUUUAUGGAUUUUUCAAUUCUUUCAUUUGAUAUUUUAUGUAAAACUAAAUUUUUUAAAACUAUUUUUCGUUCUUUUUGGUUUUAGAAGAGAUUCAUACGGUGAUUGCUUACAUUUUCAAACGCGCAAUCAAGAAAUCGAUGAGUGUUUAUAUUUUUAAAAGUAAAUUAUGAGCGUCAAUUAAUGUGAGUAAAUUUUUAUAAAAAGUUGGAAAAAAAAUCGAUAAUGUACGGAAAAAAUACAUUUAUUAGAAUUUUCGAAAAA